Messenger RNA from Olea europaea var. sylvestris, 720 nucleotides. RefSeq lists its product as uncharacterized. NCBI's taxonomy places the organism in Eukaryota, Viridiplantae, Streptophyta, Magnoliopsida, Lamiales, Oleaceae. The transcript has a single exon. Bases 1 to 720 code for a protein of 239 amino acids. The record is from RefSeq and is a predicted model, not a curated record.
AUGGAACGAUUUUUUCAACCGAAACAAAAGUCUAUACCUAGUUCUCCUAGUUCUAGUUGUGCUUCUAGUCCCGCCAUUGCUUCUAGCCGAGCACUCGAGUUGUUAAAUAUCACAAAGAAGUCUCGGGCUCAAUUCAAUGUAGAUAAUCUUAUAUCUGAUCCAAGAAAACGUCCCCCUAUCGAGUCAUAUGAUCCUAAUAUCAGAGAUGAUGUUAGGAUGGCAUAUUUGCAAAAUGGUCCUUGUCAACCACAUGGACAUGACUUUCCAAAAAGACAGAUAGGAAAUGAUAAUAGGUGUUUUCGAAGAGAAUGGUUAUCUGAAUUUUAUUGGUUGGAGUAUAGUAUAGAAAAUGAUGCGGCUUAUUGUUUGCAUUGCUACUUAUUCAAACCAGAUAGAGGGGGUCAAGGGGGUGGACAUAUAUUCACUAAGACUGGCUUUAAGGAUUGGAAGCACAAAAGUACAUUGAAAGAUCAUGUCCGGCUCAUUGAUAGUGCUCAUAAUCAAGCUUUUGCAAAGUGUACCAAUUUGAUGAAUCAAAAGCAAAGUAUCUCCCAUGUUAUUUCUAGCCAAAGUAGUAGUCAACAAAAAAAUUAUAGGACAAGGUUGACUGCGGUGCUAGACUGUACUAGAUUUCUUUUGAUGCAAGGAUUGUCAUCUCGUGGUCAUGAUGAAUCGAAAGAGUCUCUUAAUAAAGAAAAUCUGAUUGAGCUACUAAAUUGA